Colletotrichum fioriniae is the source of this 978-nucleotide messenger RNA. The record is from RefSeq and is a predicted model, not a curated record. NCBI's taxonomy places the organism in Eukaryota, Fungi, Ascomycota, Sordariomycetes, Glomerellales, Glomerellaceae.
AUGCAAGAUCAUGUAGUUCAUGCCCGCUUCCGUAAAAUCGCCGCGUCACCUUACUCUUUCUCAAACAUUCGAAAGAUGGAGCCUUUGCUCGACAAACACAUUGAGCGCUGGACAUCCAGACUAGAUGCGUUCGCUAGUUCCGGUACCAAGAUGGACUUUGCUCCGUGGGCAGUCUACCUUGCCUACGACAUUGUCUCUGAAGUUGGCUUCGGACAGCCAUUCGGCUUCAUUGAGCAGGGAAAUGAUGUUGAAGGACUUAUUCAGGGGUUCCACGAUGGCCUUGUGCCCUUCAUUGAAGCCCGCGACGAAUAUGGAAACCCUCUUGAUCUGAAUUACAUCAAAGCCGAGAUUUUACUGGUCUUGCUUGCUGGAGCUGAUACCACGGGCACUGCAUUCCAGGCUUUCAUGAUACAUAUCAUGACACAUCCCGAAGUUUAUGACCGUCUUAUGAACGAGAUUGACGCCCAAACCCGAGCUGGUAAUCUUUCAGAAAUGCCUCAGUAUACGGAGGUUCAGGAACAUUGCCCGUUCUAUAUUGCGUGCAUCCGCGAGGCCAUGCGCUUGAAUCCUUCAGCGCCCAAUAUAUUUCCUCGUCUUGCCGGCAAAGGCGGCAUGGAGCUGUACGGCAAACAUGUACCUGAAGGCGCUGAGGUUACUUGCAACCCGUGGCUGGUGCAUCGCGACGAGAACAUUUUCGGCCCAGAUGCUAGCGACUUCCGACCGGAGCGAUGGCUAGAAAGUGAGGAGAAGACAAAGGAGAUGCUCAAGUACAACAUGGGUUUUGGGUACGGGGCCAGAGUUUGCCUGGGCAAAGAUCUUGCCAUGAUGGAAUUGUUUAAAGGGCCUCUUCAAUUCUUCAGGACGUUCAAGCCAGAAAUUCUCAAUAAAAGAGAGCCCGGGAAAUAUGUUGUGAAGGGGGGCGUCAGUUUCUUCAAGGACAUGUGGAUCAACAUCGAGCGACGACCGAAGCCGAUGUAA